Molecule: messenger RNA, 1479 nt
Organism: Polypterus senegalus (gray bichir)
Lineage: Eukaryota; Metazoa; Chordata; Cladistia; Polypteriformes; Polypteridae
Gene: aurkb
Product: aurora kinase B
Exons: 10
Coding region: 294-1295 (333 amino acids)
Biological process (GO): mitotic spindle organization; protein phosphorylation; regulation of cytokinesis
Cellular component (GO): spindle microtubule; spindle pole centrosome; spindle midzone
Molecular function (GO): ATP binding; protein kinase activity
Source: RefSeq, a predicted model, not a curated record
UACCCUGCAUGUCUUUGGACUGUGACAAACUGUUUCUUUUCAUUAAAUGUAAUUCUAUUUGCUCUUUUAUAGGCAGGUCACCAAUCAUGACUUAUAUUGUACAGUAACUGUAUUUUCUUUUUCUUCCAGUACUCGGUGGUGCUGCUGUAUGCCACUAAACCUUUGGAACCAGGCCAUCAGCAAGCCCCAAACCCCAACAUGAACACAUCAGCACAGUCCCAGACUUUGCUACCAUGAUAAGGCACCAGCUCCUCCUGAUCUGACGUGGAUAAACAGAUCCCCAUCAUAUCUAGAUGUAUUCUAAAGAAAACGUUGAUCCGUCCGCCUCCAGCGGCUCCGCACAAAAGUUUAUAGCCCCUUAUUCAGUCAAUGGACCACAGCGGCUUCCGAGAAAUCCACCUUCUGGAAACAGUGGGAGAACACUUUCUGAAUCUUGUGUCAUCAGUAGCUCCAUGUCAAACAGGAUUGAAAGGCCAAGGUUUACCAUUAAUGAUUUUGAUAUUGGCCGACCAUUGGGCAAAGGGAAAUUUGGAAAUGUAUAUUUGGCCAGGGACAAGGAAAUGAAUUUUAUUGUGGCUCUAAAGGUGCUCUUCAAGUCACAGAUUGAAAAGGAGGGAGUCGAACAUCAGCUGCGCAGAGAGAUUGAAAUUCAGUCACAUCUCCGGCACCCAAACAUCCUACGCCUCUACAAUUACUUCCAUGAUAGGAAGCGUGUCUUUCUAAUUCUGGAGUAUGCCCCACGUGGAGAGCUUUACAAAGAACUUCAACGUUGUGGCCGUUUUAAUGAACAGCGAAGUGCGACGUAUAUGGAGGAGCUGUCAGAUGCUUUGCAGUACUGCCAUGCCAACAAAGUGAUUCACCGAGAUAUCAAGCCAGAAAAUCUGCUCUUAGGGUUUAGAGGAGAGCUCAAAAUUGCAGAUUUUGGCUGGUCUGUUCAUGCUCCAUCUCUCAGGCGCAAGACAAUGUGUGGAACGUUGGAUUAUCUCCCUCCAGAGAUGAUUGAAGGAAAAUCUCAUAACGAGAAGGUGGACCUGUGGUGUAUCGGUGUGCUGUGCUACGAGUUUCUGGUGGGGAACCCGCCUUUUGAAACUGCGUCCUACUCCGAGACCUACAAAAGAAUCACAAAGGUUGAUUUAAAAUUUCCCAGCAUUGUCUCACCUGGGGCACAAGACCUCAUCUCUAAACUCCUUCGCCAUGAGCCUGCAAUGAGACUGUCACUUCAGGGAGUCAAAGAGCACUCGUGGGUGAAAGGAAAUUCACGCCGUAUGUUACCUCCAGUGUACAAUGCAACAUAGUAAGCCCAGAGUUUAGAACGAAUGAACGAACAGGAGGACCCUUUAUUAGCAUUUUAAUUGUAUUCGUGUAUAUAUUUAUAUUGUAUAGAUGUGUGUGCAUGUUUGUGAUUUGUUCAAUAUUUUCAUGUCUGAAUAUAAUAAAUGUUAAUGUGCUUGCUGAGCUGUCUAGCUUCAGUCUGCUUUU